AUGGAUUUACAGGCUAUUAUAGAUAUUGACGAGAAAGCCCAAAUAAUGCAAACAAAUAUUUGGGUACGCAUGAGUUGGGAAGAUAUUUUUCUGACCUGGGAUCCAGCAGAAUAUGGGGAUAUUAAAGAAGUUAGACUGCCAAUAACCUCUAUUUGGAAACCCGAUGUUCUUUUAUACAAUUCUGUUGAUCAACGUUUUGAUACUUUAUGGCCAGUAAAUGCUAUUGUUAAAUAUAAUGGGUCUGUUACUUGGAUUCCUCCAGCAAUUAUUAGAUCUUCAUGCAGAAUUGAUGUAACAUCAUUCCCCUUUGAUGACCAAACAUGUGCAAUGAAAUUUGGUUCUUGGACUUAUUCUGGAUUUUUUACUGAUUUAUAUAAUGAUUCUGUUUCUUUAGAUCCAUACACUCCAAAUGGAGAAUGGAAUUUAUUAAGUAAAGGGAAAAAUAAAAAAAUAAACUCUUUUUUUAAAAUAAAAGGUGUCCAAUCAGUUCGCAACCGAUUAGUUUAUGAUUGUUGUCCAGAACCUUAUGUUGAUGUUACUUUUCUUAUUUCUGUUAGAAGGCGAACCCUUUAUUAUGGUAGCUUUUAUUUUUAA
Meloidogyne enterolobii is the source of this 594-nucleotide messenger RNA. NCBI's taxonomy places the organism in Eukaryota, Metazoa, Nematoda, Chromadorea, Rhabditida, Meloidogynidae. The record is from the annotation of a GenBank genome assembly.